Molecule: messenger RNA, 1600 nt
Organism: Paramecium sonneborni
Lineage: Eukaryota; Ciliophora; Oligohymenophorea; Peniculida; Parameciidae
Source: the annotation of a GenBank genome assembly
AUGAAAUUAGCCAUGGCUCCUUAUCGUCGAAGAAGUUCAAAAAAUCUAUAAGAAUUACCUCCAAAUAUAGAGCUUGAAAGAUAACAUUCAAACGGUAGUUUAAGGAUUGAUCCUGGACCUAUUGACAUUGAAGUUAGACAAUAAAACACAAAAGUAAAAUGUUCUUAAUUAUAGGUCUUAGAUUGGAUUGUAUUAAUCACUCCUUUGUGUUAUACACUUGUGAUAUUAUUUUUAAUAUCAUUCAUUCAUAUCACUACUCCAUAGAUUUAAUAUCCAUAGACAGCCCAUAAUAUAUUAUAAAAGGCUCAUAAAAUCUAAUCUAUGUAUCCCAUAAUAGAUAUUAUUGAGUAUUCUCAAUAUUCUUAUCAUAUUAUGGGAUGUCCUCCAGAAUUUGAAUUAGCAACUUUAGGUAUUUGGGAAGGAAUACAAAAUGGUUAAGUUUGUGAUAAAUAAAACUAAAAUUGUGAAUAAGUUUAAAGUUUAGAACCAUAAACAUUAACAUUUUGGAAAUAAAAAAUCUAUUGCAUUAAAUAUGAUAAAACAGCGUAAUUGCGAAAUGGAAAUCAAUGUUAGAAAUUAUAUAAAGAGUGCAGUUAAUACAUUUGUGUUAAAUAAUAAUUUGAAUGUCCAAUCACUGAUUUAUAAACAAUCCAUCAGUAAGGAGAUAUUCAAUUUGGUAAAAUAUAAUAUAAGAUAAUAAGAGAUAAUCAACAAACUCCUUUGCUCUAUUUUAAUAUUUCUUCAUCAUCCACUUGUUUAAAUUUCCUAUAAUAACCUUAAUUUAAAUCAUAAUAAUUUUACCCUAUAUCCAAAUUACCUGAAAUGGGUUGUGAUGAAUAUGGUGAUUAUAAUAAUAUAACCAAAUUAUUAGAUUCUGCAUUUGUUAAGGAUGUAUUAAAGGAAAAUAAAAUUCCAUUAGAUAAACUUAUUCAUUUUGACGAUUAUUUAUAAAAUUCUGAUUAAUACUAAUUGUAAGUUUUGAGAGGUAUUAAAUUAAAUGAGAUUGAUUAAUGCAAGAAUCUAAAUUCUGAUAUCUUUUAUGACUCUAGUAAGAAGAGCUUUAGAAUUACAAAGAUUAUGAGAAGAAAUAAUCUUCCAUUAAUUAUUGGAUGUAUUACUCUUAUUCUAUUUUCAAUUUUAACCAUUAAAUUUCAUAAUAAUGUAUAAAAGUUGUUUUAUUAUAGAAAUAUUUAUCAUUUAUAAAUAAGAGAAUCACCAUAAUAGUAAAUCUUUGGACAUUAAUCAUUGUGAUCGUAACAUUGAUUUAUACUUCAUUAUUUUUAUACGAUGUUUUAGCAUCAGUAAGAAAUCUUCAUAUGAUUAGAAUGGAUUGUAGCAAAUAAAUGAUAAUUUAGAUGCUUUUAUCUCAAAUUAGUGUAUAAAUAUAGAAGGAAUACUCAUUGCUUUAGAUAGAAUACAUUAGUAUUCCUUCAAAAUUUACAAUUCUAAUUUAAGUUUAAUCUAUGCUGCAUUUGUAGGAUCAAUUAUUUAUUUAGUUAUUUAAUUCUUCUUAUAUAUUAUUUAAUAUAUUUCAAGUAACACUCAAGAAAUAUGUCAAAAUCCUUGGAACAGUAGAAUUAAUUAUGAAAUUAGAUAUUGA